UCAGUCUUAAUCGGAAGGACACGUUUCCUCAUAGGUGGCCCCAAGAGCCCGCUGGGCGCUGUCUUUACAGAAAAGUGAAACUCAGGAGCUCGACAAUCACUUCUGCACACACUCUGAGCUCUGCGCACAAACCAUUCGUCAACUCAGUUUAAAAAAGUGGGUUCGUGUCAGCUCUGUAUCCUCCACACAUGGCUUACCAACCGCAGCCAGCUCAGGUGGUGACAGUCGUCUCCAGCAAUUAUGGUCCUGGGACAUGGAGCACCGGCGUCUGCGACUGCUGCACCGAGAUGGGCACCUGUUGCUGUGGGUUGUGGUGUUUCCCGUGCAUGCAGUGCGAGACUGCCAGUAAAUAUGGAUGGUGUCCCUGCAUGCCGCUCCUGGACGUCUGCGGUGUGGUGUCUUGCAUACUCCGCUCCAACAUUAGAGAGCGCCACAACAUUCCUGGCUCAUGCUGCGAUGACUGCUGUAAUGUAAUGUGGUGCUACGUCUGUGUGUGGUGCCAGAUGAAUAGAGAGCUGAAGAUCAGGGCCCGCCAUCAGUCUGGCAAUACCGUUGUCACCACUCAGGUCGGCAGGAUGUAGCGUGCAAACCUGGUGCUGCUUUGUGGAUUUUAUCUGACAUGAUCUGCUGACAUUUCACUGCAUACAUUUCAUGUUAUUUCAGAAUGAUGCAGAGCUAAUCAUUUGAGUUUGUUUUGAUGCAUUAUUAGGGCAAGGACAGGAGCAUUUAUUUUAGACUGUGUAUUGGGGAAAAGCAUUUAUGGAAAUGCAAUAUUACUUCUAUUAACGUUUUGUGUAAGAUCUUAGAUUUAUAGGUGAAGGCAAAUAGUUUGACUCUUGUUAGCAUAUUUAACAGUUUUGUUGUUUCUCAAGUUUGAUAUUGUUCUGAUCUUUGUUACCUAAUAAAAUACUUCCUGCAAGUCACAA
Molecule: messenger RNA, 926 nt
Organism: Girardinichthys multiradiatus
Lineage: Eukaryota; Metazoa; Chordata; Actinopteri; Cyprinodontiformes; Goodeidae
Product: cornifelin homolog B-like
Exons: 4
Coding region: 189-581 (130 amino acids)
Source: RefSeq, a predicted model, not a curated record